Sorex fumeus (smoky shrew) is the source of this 1795-nucleotide messenger RNA. It is a transcript of the gene XBP1, whose product is annotated as X-box binding protein 1. Gene Ontology annotation, cellular component: nucleus. NCBI's taxonomy places the organism in Eukaryota, Metazoa, Chordata, Mammalia, Eulipotyphla, Soricidae. The record is from RefSeq and is a predicted model, not a curated record. Gene Ontology annotation, molecular function: RNA polymerase II transcription regulatory region sequence-specific DNA binding; DNA-binding transcription factor activity, RNA polymerase II-specific.
GCCCGGCCCGGCUGGGCGGCGGCGGCGCGCACUCGCGAGGACACUCUACGGCCAUGGUGGUGGUGGCCGCCGCGCAGAGUCCGGCCGCCGGGGCCCCCAAAGUCCUGCUCCUGUCCGGCCAGCCCGCCGCCGCCGCCGCCGCCGGAGCCCCGGCCGGGGGGCCGCUGCCGCUCAUGGUGCCGGGCCAGCGCGGCGCCGGCCCGGAGGCGGCGAGCGAGGGGCCGCCGCAGGCUCGCAAGCGGCAGCGCCUCACGCACCUGAGCCCCGAGGAGAAGGCGCUGCGGAGGAAACUGAAAAACAGAGUAGCAGCGCAGACGGCCAGAGACCGCAAGAAAGCGCGAAUGAGUGAGCUGGAACAGCAAGUGGUAGAUUUGGAAGAAGAGAACCAGAAACUGUUGCUAGAAAAUCAGCUUUUACGAGAGAAAACUCAUGGUCUUGUGGUUGAGAACCAGGAGUUACGGCAACGCUUAGGGAUGGAUGCCCUGGUUACUGAAGAGGAGGCAGAGACCAAGGGGAAUGGAGUGAGGCCGGUGGCCGGGUCUGCUGAGCGCAGCACUCAGACUACGUGCACCUCUGCAGCAGGUGCAGGCCCAGUUGUCACCCCUCCAGAACCUCUCCCCGUGGAUUCUGACAGUGUUGACUCUUCAGACUCUGAGUCUGACAUCCUGUUGGGCAUUCUGUUCAACUUGGACCCGGUCAUGUUCUUCAGAUGUCCUUCCCCAGAGUCAACAAGUUUGGAGGAGCUCCCAGAGGUCUACCCAGAAGGACCCAGUUCCUUACCAGCCUCCCCUUCUCCACCACUGGGGGCGUCAUCAGCCAAGCUGGAAGCCAUUAAUGAACUAAUUCGUUUUGAUCAUGUAUACACCAAGCCCCUUGUCUUAGAGAUUCCCUCUGAGACAGAGGGCCAAGCUGAUGUGGUAGUCAAAAUCGAGGAAGCACCUUUCAGCCCUGCAGAGAAAGAUCACCCUGAAUUCACUGUCUCAGUGAAGGAAGAACUUGUAGAAGAUGACUUCGUCCCAGAGCUGGGUCUCUCAGAUCUACUUUCAUCCAGCCACUCCCUGAAGCCGCCAUCCUGUCUACCGGAUGCAUACAGUGACUGUAGAUACGAGAGCACCCCGUCCCCCUUCAGUGACAUGUCCUCUCUGCUCGAUGUAGACCACUCUUGGGAGGACACUUUUGCCAAUGAACUCUUCCCCCAGCUGAUUAGUGUCUAAGAAGUAAUCCAGUGCUGUUGCCCUUUUCCGUGACCGUCACACUGCCUGGAGGACAGCAGAGAAAGCUGUCUGCUUCAUUCAGAAAGCCAAAGUAGAGGGUGUGCAGUUUUAGAGAAUGCCUUUAAAGUAUUUGUUCAAACUUCACAGGUCACCUAAAGUAUUGUCUUUUGACACCCAGCAGUCUUUAAGGUACUCGUGUUUUCCUAUAAUUCAGAAUUGUAAUUUUUAUAUUGUACCUUUGUCUUUAGGGUAGUGGUUUGCCCUAAAAUACUUAUGUUAAGGGUCACUGGAAAAAUGUCUCAGACAUGAGACUUAAAUAUUCACCAUUUCUCUUUCCCCUCUUGGCUUCCCAGGCUUGUUUCCCAUGUUAGAUUCUCUAGUUUGCUUCUGCAAGCAGAGAACACUACUUGAGUGCGAUACUCUCCACUCAUGUACAGUUCAAGCAAAGAUAAAGAAUCUUGUGUAAAAUGAUAGAAAUUUACUAUGUAAAUGCUUGAUGGAAUCUUUCCCUGCUAGUUUAGCUUUUGAAAGGUGCUUUCUCCAUUUAUUUAAAACUACCCGGGCAAUUAAAAAGUGCAAUG